Molecule: messenger RNA, 810 nt
Organism: Diaporthe amygdali
Lineage: Eukaryota; Fungi; Ascomycota; Sordariomycetes; Diaporthales; Diaporthaceae
Exons: 2
Coding region: 1-810 (269 amino acids)
Source: RefSeq, a predicted model, not a curated record
AUGCUCUCCAAUGGUCAGGUCGUUGCUACCGACCUACUCGCUAUCCAUUUACAGCGCAAGAUGAAUCGAAAUCGAACCCCGCCCACGAUCAAACCGCCAGAUAAAUACUAUUUCGCAGAAUCAGUUUACGUUAAUAUCAGGUCAUAUCUGCUUGGCCGCUACCACGCCUGUGUUACUAUUGAAGAAGCUUUCGCCAACACCCAAGAGACAGCUCCAUACACUCAGAAGUGGAGCAGCUUUAUUCAGACGCUCAGCGACGCGCUUGACAGGUCCGAAAGCAUGCAUCUAAGCGAGGCUCUUGUGGUGAUGCAACAAGCACCUCAGGAGUUCAGCAUAGUCCUUGAACGGCAGCCACCCAACAUAAUCGGUAGUAUUUUCAUGUUCUUAGUCGUGGUUGCUCCACGCCGAGCCGGAGUUUCUGACAAGGAGUCGCAAAUGUUUCUCAGGGUGGUAAAGAGCCUCCUGAAUUUUGGGGCCACAGCUUUGCCUGCAAGACAUCCGUUGCAUCAAAUACUACGGAGUCUUGCCAAAUGGGAGACCGAGGAUAUACAGAAUUUUGCUGAAAAUAAUGCGACGACAUGCGAUCAGAUGUGGGAAUGGGUCCCACCAGGCUCCGCAGGCCGUAUGGCAAUCUUUAGCGACUGCGUACACCUCAGCAUCGCGAAUCAAGGGUCGAAAACUGACCAGUCGAACAACUUUACACCAUCCAUAUCUCAGCAAAGGACUCCGAUUGGGCUCAAGGAGUGCUACGAAUGGCUAACGCAAUCCUCUAAUACCGGCACAGCGAAGAAAUGUUCCAGUGAUCUUUGA